CCACUAUAGGACCUUGGUCGUUUCCUGUGGUAAUCGUGCCCAAGAAGCCCGGAGGGAUUCGCAUAUGCAUCGAUUCUCGGAAGCUAAACGAUAUCAUGAUCAAAGAUGUGUACCCCCUUCCCCGGAUUGAUGAGCUGUUGGAUGCGAUUGGGAGUGCUCGAUUUUUCAGUAAGUUUGAUGUUCGACAUGGGUUUCAUCAUCGUCUUGUUCGAAACGAGGAUCGUCCGAAAACGGCGUUUGUGUUGUUCGAAGGUACUUGGCAAUGGGUUCGAUGCCCCAUGGGCAUCUGCAAUGCUCCUGCAACCUUUCAGCGAGCCAUGAACAUGGCUUUUCGGAAAUUUGUGCUGAAGACACGUCUGACGCAGAGUAUCAUCAACUAUUGCGUGAUUGUGUACAUGGAUGAUAUUAUGGUGUAUUCGAGUUCCUACGAGGGGCAUUUGCAAUACAUCGAAUGGACGCUGCAUGCAUUGAGGGAUGUCGGUUUUAAGGUGGCGCUGGAGAAAUGCCAGUUCUUUCUCACCACCAUUUCCUUCCUGGGACACGUGGUGACAGACCACGGACUCAGACCGGAACCGCAAAAGGUGGCAGCUGUGAGAGACGCGCCUGUGCCCACGACUAUCACGCAAGUUCGCGCCUUUCUGGGCCUGGUCUCGUACUACCAAAGGUUUAUCAAGGGCUUCGCGGCUAUUGUGGAAGGCGAUCUUCUCGGGUUUCUUUUCGGAUCGGUGCGGCCAGGCCAUCGCCAGCUAAUUGUCCAGGAACUCGUUGUCCCGCUCGCGCAACUGGUCGACGACCUCUCUCUCGACAUUGUUUCGCAAGGUGACGAGAGUCUGGCUCCGCACGUCCUUACACGAACAUUGGCACCGUAUCUACAGUGGACUGCGUGCUUGGAGGAACCGGGGAGUGAAAGCGCCCUGCCGUCGCGGCAGGAGUACUUGAAGCCGUCCGGAAUCAUCAAUCUUGCCUUCUAUCCGAAGCAAGAUACGUCCGAAAAGGCGGUAGAAGAGGAAGAGGAGGAAGCCACCGAAGAAAAGGGCGACGUUGAAGAAGAGACAUCGGAAGAAGGGAGUUAUAGUGAGCACAGCGAAGGAGAGCAGAGUGAAGAGGAAGAAGAAGAAGAAGAAGAAGAAGACGAAGAGGAGGAAGCCGGAUCGGAGUGGGAGGCUUUGCCGGAAGAAGAGGCGCGCACAGGCACGGAGGCGGAAGAUCCCGAGGCGGCAAGUAAGAGGGAAGAGAUCGCCGCCGGGAAAAACCAGCUGGAGUUCGCCAGCGAGGCGAACCUGCGCAUCAACGACGACCCGACCUGGGAUCCAGAGCCCCCCAAGCCCGAAGAUGGCGACCCAGCAACCGCGGCUCCGAGCGCAUCGCGACGGAGACGAAGCCGAUCCCCCAGUUCGUCCAUGUACAGAUGCGGGGGAUCGGCCUUCGUCCCCGGUCAUUAUCUCGCCGUCCCCUUGACUACCUCACCCUCAGUCAGAUCUCUACCCCCGUCACCUUCACUCGCAAACCCUUCCCUCCCAAUACCUUCCACCACUUCUACUCCACCCGCCUCGCCGUCACCGUCCAUCCCCAUCCUUCCCUUCAAUGUGCAACCCCCGCGUUCUGUUUGCAUGUCCUUUUGUUUAGUGCGGCGUGGGAGCAGAGCAACGCAGUAGAAGUCUACUGCCGCAGUAGAAGUCUACUGCGUAAUCACAGGAACCAUCCCCGCAUGCCGCCAUCAC
Chara braunii is the source of this 1721-nucleotide messenger RNA. The record is from the annotation of a GenBank genome assembly. Lineage: Eukaryota; Viridiplantae; Streptophyta; Charophyceae; Charales; Characeae.